AUGCGCACACCGCGGCCAAGGCGACGAGUAGCCAUUGCUGCCACCAUCCUCCUCCUCACCGGUGCUGGUGCAUUUGCAUUCAGCGACAGGAUUCGGUAUGCCUACAUCGCCCUCGAGCGGAGCGCAAGGGUCGUCUACGUCCUGGCAUUCAACAUCAAUGACUACUAUUGGAUAUUGAGGAAGCCUGGUGACGACCCGGAGAUGAAUGCUAAGCUUUCCGCCACGCAUAAGAGAUGCGCUGAACGGACAUUAGACGCCAUGGAGCGCAACGGGAGUGUCUUCAUCAAGCUGGGACAGCAUCUUACGAGCCUGAAUUACAUACUGCCAAACGAAUGGUGUGAUACCUUCAUUCCGCUGCAGGACAAAUGUCCGAUCAGCAGCUACUCUGCCAUAGACGCCAUGGUGAGACAAGACACCGGGAUGGGUCUGGAAGACUACUUCAGCGACUUCGAUCCACGACCGAUCGGAGCCGCAUCUCUCGCACAAGUACACAUUGCCACCCUGAAAGCCACCGGCGAGAAGGUCGCGGUCAAGGUGCAGCAUCCUCACCUCGACGAGUGGUCCAAACUUGACAUUGCUCUUACAAACUUCACCUUCGGAACGAUCAAAUGGUGGUUUCCAAGCUAUGACAUCACAUGGCUCGGCGAUGAGAUGGCCACCUCUCUGCCCAAAGAGCUCGACUUCCGGGAAGAGGGGCGGAACGCAUUGCGAGCGAAAGCUUACUUCGCCCGGUUACCGCAAUACCCUCUUGUCAUACCGGAUGUCGUCUGGGCUGACCGACGGAUCCUUGUGAUGGAGUACCUUACAGGCCAUAGGUUGGACGAUCUUGCCUUCCUUGACAAGAACGGCAUAGACCGGGACGAAGUGUCUGCCGCACUUGCGCGCAUCUUCAACGAGAUGAUCUUCGGCAAGGACGCGCCUCUACACUGUGAUCCGCAUGGAGGCAAUCUUGCUAUCCGCAUAAACCCAGCCAAACGCAGACCGAGAAACUUUGAAGUAAUACUGUACGAUCACGGUCUCUAUCGAGACAUUCCUGAGUAUCUUCGCCGCGCCUACGCACACAUCUGGCUCGCCGUACUAUCGCAAGAUAUGAAAGAGAUGCGCAAAUACGCCUACGAAAUCGCUGGCCUCGACGACGACGAGUUCCCUAUUUUCGCCUCGGCCAUCACGGGACGAGACUACCGUGUCAUCAGGUCCGAGCAAGGCGUUGCCAAAGAGCGCAAUACGGAGGAGAAGCGCGCUUUCUCGGAGGCACUCGGCACGGGUGGACUGCUUGAAAAGCUUGUUCAUCUUCUUGCGAAGGUCCCAAGAGUCAUCCUGCUGAUCUUGAAGACGAACGACCUGACGCGGAGUCUGGACGAGAACCUGCAUACGCGAGAAGGACCCGUGCGGACCUUCAUGAUCUUGGCACGCUAUGCCGCACACUGUGUGUUCGAGGAGCAGAUUGAGGGGCUGGGCAGUCUUUGGUGGCCUGGGAAUCUUUGGCUGUACAGCAUUGCACUGCUUGACUACGGGCAAGUGGCGGCGAAGUUGAAGGCUUAUGAGUUGUAUCUAAGCGCGAGACGGAGGUUGGGGUAUACAUCUGUACUGGCGGGGAUGGAUGGGUUGCAGCGACGAUGA
Baudoinia panamericana UAMH 10762 is the source of this 1620-nucleotide messenger RNA. RefSeq lists its product as uncharacterized. Gene Ontology annotation, cellular component: mitochondrial inner membrane. The record is from RefSeq and is a predicted model, not a curated record. Gene Ontology annotation, biological process: lipid homeostasis; mitochondrion organization. Bases 1 to 1620 code for a protein of 539 amino acids. Lineage: Eukaryota; Fungi; Ascomycota; Dothideomycetes; Mycosphaerellales; Teratosphaeriaceae. The transcript has a single exon.